AUGACUGCCGACCCCCCUGUCUCGCAAUCGUUCGGCGAACGCAGAGGACAUCAUCUUGCCCCGUUGCAGACCAACUUCAGUCGCCCAACGGCCGGCCAGCCCGCCAAACCUACAUCCUCGCGACUACGCCGUGCUCGACCAACCGACUCCGACUAUGGCCCUGAGGCUCCUCGAGUCCCGCUUCAGCCGAAACGCCAAACUUCCAAGACCAGCUUGCGUGGUCUUUUUGGUGGCCGUGAUAAGAGCUCGCAGGCCGCCGCGCCGCAGCUCGAUAGCAAGCUAGCCGAAAUCGACGAGGCCGAACGACCAGACCUGGAGGUGGUCUCCAUGUCGGAAGCUCCAUUGUCGUCGCCUCCCUGCCCAACUCCCCGGACAGCCACCUCCACUCCAGGUCUGACCUCCCCGAUCGUCGAGCACAAGGUCGAACACAAACGUCAUCGCAACACACUCAAGUCGCCUCGCGCGAGAACCUUUGAGCAGAAGCCGCCCUCGCAGGAGCAGUACGGCUGGAAGCCUCCACCCCUCUUCCAAGCGUAUCCACAGUCUAUCAAGCAUGAAUGUCUUCCAGCACCCGCGCUGUCCGCGGACUCGAUUCUACGACUCAAUGCGGCGGCUGGAAAAGGCACUGUGGAUGAUAACCGCAGUGGAGACGACCGUAAAAAGGAGCAAAGAGAACGAAAGCACCAGCGGACGGUUUCGAGCACGAUGAACAAGGUGGAGUGGUCGCGUAAAAUCUUUGUGCUCGCAACUGCCGGUUUCAUUCUUCAGUAUGGGGCGCAAGGGAAACAUGAUCGACUCCCCGAGAAAAUGCUCCAACUCGGCCCUCAGUCUGUGGCAUUUGCCAGCGAUGCCAUCCCCGGCAAACAUUGGGUGGUUCAGAUCUCCCAGAAUCCAGCGGCAGAUGCUGCCACACCUCCGGGCCCUGAACCUUCCAAGUCCCGGUUCUCACUCUUCCAACGAUCCCAAGUGCGCCGAUUUACACGAAGCAUGCUCCUCGUUUUCGACAACCCUGACGCCAUGAUUUCCUGGCUGAUGGCGAUCCGCACCGAGAUCGAGGCUCGCGGAGGGCCCAAGCUUCCUACGGAAAAGCACUCCGAGGAUGAGUUCACGCCGCAGCUGCGUCCCAGAUCCAGCGUGCGCCAGAUCGUGCAGAAGGAUCCGAACCGCGUUUCCAGCGUGUUCCUUCAACCUCAGAUGCGGGAAGAGGAGGAGGACCUUCAGUCUGUCGGAGGGUUGACCUUACCGUCUCGGUCAAACUCAUACAUGUCGGACAUUCGCCGCUCGAUGGUCGACGUUUCGUCAGUAUCCACUGGUCCGACAGAGGCUACAGCGCCUACGAAUGGUGCGGGUUCAUUUACUUCUAAUGAUCCCCGCACUCCCUCGUUCACAUCUGCAAAUCCUACCUCCCCAAUUGGUCCCAGCUCUCCCGUUGCAGAGGAUCGUCUCGUGGAGAUCGAUCGUACCAACCCUCGCAGCCCAUCCUCGUCCGUCCAGGGUAAACGUCAAUCGUUACUCGGGUCCCCUUACGGCCAAUUCACACCUACUCCCAGAACCGUGGAUGCUUCCCAAACAACUCCUCGCCCGGACACCUUGAUCCGGUGUGCCUCGCCUCCAGCUCCAAACUUCAGUGUCCCAUCGUUCAGCAAAAAGUUCGUUGCAAGACCGGGCCCGACUCCCAUCAAUCAGUUUUCACCCCCCUCUUCUGCUGCCGGCUUUCUCCCUGCCUCCACAUUUUCUUCGUCCCCUCCUCACUCUGAAGACGCCCUGACGAAGACUUUACGCUCUUCUCAUGCCCCCACAAAUUUCUCUCGGGUACCUCGAUCCACAGCGCCGGGGUCACCAGACUCCAGCAGCAGCUUCACCCAGCGACCUGUCAGCGUGGUGAUGCGUCCAGGCAUGAAACCCCAAGUCAACAGCGAAACACGGGUUCAAACCCUUUCUCCUCCUCCAGAGCCAAUUCCCCGGCCCCGCGGCUCUGCUCUCUAUGCGGAAAGCCAGGCACAGAGCGUGUCACGCCGCAAGAGCAUGCCGGGCUUGCUCGUCGGCCCCCCCGCCGCUCCGCCUCCUAACUGCCCGCUCCCGAAGAUCCCUUCGCCUAUUUCUGCGCAGGCGCAGGCACCGGCACCGUGGUCCUCAAGUCCGCCGCCGCCGCAGGAUCGGUUCUACGGGUUGUCGGACGUACGCGAGCGUGUUGAUCAGCGGAAAAGCACUUUCAUGUCCGGGCCGAAAAUCGCUUCUCCUAGGCUAAGAUGA
Penicillium riverlandense is the source of this 2253-nucleotide messenger RNA. Its product is annotated as peptidase family M20/M25/M40 protein. The record is from RefSeq and is a predicted model, not a curated record. The coding region runs from base 1 to 2253 and encodes 750 amino acids. NCBI's taxonomy places the organism in Eukaryota, Fungi, Ascomycota, Eurotiomycetes, Eurotiales, Aspergillaceae. The transcript is spliced from 2 exons.